UAGAGCAGUCAAACUUGGUUGAAAUUUUGAACCCUGCCAGCAUCUAACUGCAACCACAAGAAGGGAUCGAUCAUACGUGUCACUUGUCAGCAACCGAUCAUGGGGAGACGGUAAUGGCCAACCUCUAACUCCCCACCCACGCGCCCACGCGCCUCUCCUUCUUCCCGUCGCCGCCGGCACGUCUGCCCGCCCGCCCGCGCGCGCUGUCGGUCGGUUACCUCGACCGACGUCGCGCCUAAUCAGUUGGCGACGCGUGCAGUUCCUCGUGUGGUCUUAAUCCCUUCUGCUUCGUCGAUGCAACCGAUCGGCCGGCCGGGAGAUCGAUCGACAAUUUCGCGGGGUCGAUCGGGCUGCUGAUCAGGAACUAGGAGCCACCGCGCGGCCAUUCAGCAAUGGCGCGCUGCGUGCGGUGCUGCUGCUGCGUCCUGGUGCUGCUGCUCGUCGCGCUCGGCAUCGUGGCUGCCGUCGUGUUUGUCCGCAACAGGAACGGCGGCGGCGGCGGCGGCGGCGACCACCCUGUCCCCGGCUCCGUCGACCACAAGUACGCCGAGGCCCUCGCUGUCGCGCUGCAGUUCUUCCAGGUCCAGAAAUCCGGGAAGCUGGUGAAGAACGAGAUCCCGUGGAGGGGGGACUCGGCGGUGGACGACGGGCAGGAGGCCGGGCUGGACCUUUCCCGGGGGAUGUACGACGCCGGCGACCACAUCAAGUUCGGCUUCCCGUUGGCGUUCACGGCCACCAUGCUGUCGUGGUCCGUCCUCGAGUACGGCGGCGCCAUGGAGGCCGCCAAGCAGCGGGACUCCGCCCUCGACGCGCUGCGCUGGAUCAUGGACUACCUCGUCAAUGCGCACCCCGCCGACGACGUCCUCUACAUCCAGGUAGGCGACCCUGAAGUGGACCACAAGUGCUGGGAGAGGCCGGAGACCAUGUCGGAGAAGCGGCCGCUGACCAAGAUCACCGCGAACUCCCCCGGCAGCGACGUGGCGGCCGAGACGGCGGCGGCGAUGGCCGCGGCGUCGCUGGUGUACAAGCCCAUCGACGCUUCCUACUCGUCGUCCCUGCUGGGCCACGCGGAGCAGCUGUUCUCCUUCGCGGACCGGCACAGGGCCGCCUACACGCGUACCUUCCCGGAGCUCGCCAAGUACUACAACUCCACCACGUACCAGGACGAGCUCCUGUGGGCGAGCGGCUGGCUCUUCCACGCCACCGGCAACGGCAGCUACCUCGCCUACGCCACCGGCAAGAACGGCGAGGACUUCGCCGACCUCGGCAACCCCCGGUACUUCAGCUGGGACGACAAGCGCCCGGGCACCCAGGUCCUCUUGUCGAGGGUGAGUUUCUUCGCGUCGCAGGGAGCCGGCGUCGCCGAGGAAAACGGCGGCCUGGAGUCGUACAAGCAGACCGCCGACGCCGUCAUGUGCAUCCUUCUGCCGGACUCUGAAACCGCCGCGUUCAGAACGGAAGGUGGGUUGCUGUAUGUGGCCGAGUGGAACUCGCUCCAGCACCCCGUCGCCUCCGCCUUCCUCGCCGCCGUUUACGGCGACUACAUGCUCACCUCGGGGAAGACGGAGCUCACCUGCGGCGGGCAGAGCUUCUCGCCGGCCGACCUGCGCAAGUUCGCCCAGUCCCAGGCGGACUACGUGCUGGGGGACAACCCGAUGAAGCUGAGCUACCUGGUCGGGUACGGCGACGGCUACCCGCAGCGGGUGCACCACCGCGGCGCGUCCAUCCCGGCGGACGUCAACACGGGCUGCGGCGGCCAGCAGUGGCUCGAGUCGCCGGACCCCAACCCGAACGUGGCCACAGGGGCGCUCGUCGGGGGGCCCUUCAAGAACGACUCGUUCGUGGACGAGCGGCAGAAUGUGAUGCAGAACGAGGCCACCACGUACAACAGCGCCCUCAUCGUCGGCCUCCUCUCCGGCCUCCUUACCACUUCCUCCGUCGCGCAGUCCUUGUCGUCCUGAUCGGUUCAUCGAUUGCUGAAUCCUAACCUGUUAACUGCUAGCUGACUGUUUGUGUAGAUCAACUCGUGGUCCAUCUGAAUUGCCGAACUGGUCGAUGGACUGAUCAGUCAGUGCUCAGUAGGGAGAUCACCGUGUUGUUGUGUCAUGGAGAAGUUCAUAAUGUGUACAUGCAUGUGUGUUAUGAU
This is a messenger RNA of Triticum aestivum (bread wheat), 2146 nucleotides long. RefSeq names its product endoglucanase 18. The record is from RefSeq and is a predicted model, not a curated record. The transcript has 4 exons. Gene Ontology annotation, biological process: carbohydrate metabolic process. NCBI's taxonomy places the organism in Eukaryota, Viridiplantae, Streptophyta, Magnoliopsida, Poales, Poaceae. The coding region runs from base 393 to 1961 and encodes 522 amino acids. Gene Ontology annotation, molecular function: hydrolase activity, hydrolyzing O-glycosyl compounds.